Molecule: messenger RNA, 1974 nt
Organism: Magnolia sinica
Lineage: Eukaryota; Viridiplantae; Streptophyta; Magnoliopsida; Magnoliales; Magnoliaceae
Product: aldehyde dehydrogenase family 2 member B7, mitochondrial-like
Exons: 11
Coding region: 87-1691 (534 amino acids)
Molecular function (GO): aldehyde dehydrogenase (NAD+) activity
Source: RefSeq, a predicted model, not a curated record
AUUACCUCUGUAGUUUGAUUUUUUUUUUUUUUUUUUUUUCCGGAUUGAUUUUCAAAGCUAACAGAUCCUCCAUCCAUCGACCAUACAUGGCGGCUAGAAGGAUCUCAUCCCUCCUUUCUCAAUCUUUCUCUUCUUCUUCUGCAGCAGCUCCACUUCUUCAAGGCAGAAAUUAUAAAGGCAUCCGUCGACUUGGCACCACUGGUGCAGCUGAAGAACUGAUAAUGCCACCUGUAAAAGUAGAGCAUACCCAGCUACUAAUCAAUGGGAAAUUUGUAGAUUCAGCAUCAGGAAAAACCUUUCCAACCUUGGACCCUAGAACAGGAGAGGUGAUUGCUCAUGUUGCUGAAGGUGAUUUGGAAGACGUCAACCGGGCUGUCUCUGCUGCUCGCAAAGCGUUUGAUGAGGGACCAUGGCUAAAGAUGUCUGCAUAUGAAAGAUCAAAGAUACUUUACCGUUUUGCGGAUUUAAUCGAGAAGCACAAUGAUGAAAUUGCAGCACUGGAGACUUGGGAUAAUGGGAAGCCUUAUGCACAGGCUGCUGAGGUUGAAAUUCCUUUGCUGACACGCUUGAUUCGAUACUUUGCUGGUUGGGCAGACAAGAUUCAUGGUCUCACUGUUCCAGCUGAUGGGCCAUACCAUGUUCAAACCCUUCAUGAACCAAUUGGUGUUGCUGGGCAGAUUAUUCCAUGGAAUUUCCCACUUCUCAUAUAUGGUUGGAAGAUUGGUCCGGCAUUGGCAUGUGGAAAUACUAUUGUUCUGAAGACUUCUGAGCAGACGCCUCUAUCCGCCUUAUAUGUGUCAAACCUAUCAUAUGAGGCUGGUCUUCCUGAUGGAGUUCUGAAUGUGGUUUCUGGACGUGGUCCAACCGUUGGUGCAGCUAUUGCCUCUCACAUGGAUGUGGAUAAGAUUGCAUUCACAGGAUCAACUGCUACUGGUAAAUUUGUGCUUGAAAUGUCUGCCAAAAGCAAUCUUAAGCCCGUGACAUUAGAGCUUGGAGGGAAAUCUCCUUUCAUUAUAUGUGAGGACGCUGAUGUUGAUCAGGCUGUAGAGCUUGCGCAUGCUGCUCUGUUUUUUAAUCAGGGACAAUGUUGUUGUGCUGGGUCUCGUACGUUUGUUCAUGAACGUGUUUAUGAUGAGUUUGUAGAGAAAGCAAAAAACCGUGCUUUGAAACGUGUUGUUGGUGAUCCUUUCAAGAAGGGUGUUGAACAAGGUCCUCAGAUUGAUUCACUGCAGUUCGAAAAGAUAAUGAAGUACAUCAAAUACGGCAUUGAAGAAGGGGCCACCCUUGAAUCAGGUGGUGAAAGGGUUGGCAGCAAAGGAUACUAUAUUCAGCCUACCGUCUUCUCAGAUGUCAAGGAUGACAUGCUGAUAGCAACAGAGGAGAUUUUCGGCCCAGUGCAAUCCAUCUUGAAGUUCAAGGACCUCGAUGAAGUGAUCCGAAGGGCAAAUGCCACUCACUAUGGGCUGGCCGCUGGAGUUUUCACGAAGAGCUUAGACACAGCUAACACCCUGACCCGUGCAUUGAAAGCUGGGACAGUAUGGGUCAAUUGCUAUGAUAUCUUCCAUGCAGCAAUCCCUUUCGGAGGGUACAAGAUGAGUGGGCAAGGUAGAGUAAAGGGCGUCUACAGCCUUCAAAACUACUUGCAAGUGAAGGCUGUUGUUACUCCCUUGAAGAACCCUGCAUGGUUAUGAUCUCUUGAAGUUAUUUUAAAAGCUAUUUGGGUCAUGCGACGUAAGUUUUUUAGUAUAACUUAUGUUGAUGAAAAUAAAGAUGUUCAGGCACCAAUUUCUGCAAUGCCAUGUAUUGGUUUAGCUUGGAUUACAAUAUUCUCUUCUAGUUUCCUUUGCAUUUGUAUGCAGAAGUGAAUUGAAUUGUGAUUGUUGAGUUUAAACAGGAGUCAUGUCAUGCCAUUUCCUAGGCUUCAUUAAGAGGAAGUAGCCCUCAAAUUGCAGUUACAGUCCCUUUCAAUUUCAA